Pongo pygmaeus (Bornean orangutan) is the source of this 3115-nucleotide messenger RNA. RefSeq names its product zinc finger protein 385A (gene ZNF385A). Gene Ontology annotation, biological process: regulation of cytoplasmic translation; mRNA localization resulting in post-transcriptional regulation of gene expression. The transcript is spliced from 9 exons. The record is from RefSeq and is a predicted model, not a curated record. Bases 808 to 1992 code for a protein of 394 amino acids. Lineage: Eukaryota; Metazoa; Chordata; Mammalia; Primates; Hominidae. Gene Ontology annotation, cellular component: nucleus; neuronal cell body. Gene Ontology annotation, molecular function: zinc ion binding; mRNA 3'-UTR binding.
CCACCAGUCGUCCUCAAUCGAAGCUCGCCUUAGUGGGGAAUGCCGCGGAUUUAGGCCCUGGAUAGAUGCUCCCGGACGCCACCCCACCCCAAUCCAGGUCAUCUCUACAAGGUCCAUUGAUGGCAAUCUCUUCGCUGAGACCUUCCCUAAGGACCCAGGCAUUCAGACCCCAGCCAGAACUCAACCUGGGAUCCAUCUUCAACAUCCCAUUUCACCUCAGAGGCCCAGCCCCCAGGCAUCCUGCUCCAAAGCCGGAACAACAAACUAGGACCCAAACAAUUUCUGCUGCACUUCCCCUGCCCCCUGCUCAGUCCAUCACUCUGGAGGGAACCUAGGUAUCCCACCCAACCCAAGGCCCAUCGCGUCCCAGAGUACUUAGGCACCCCCGCCCCCCUCCCCCCCCCACUCCCCUGCCCACCCCAUAUCAGCCCAGAACCAGACUUCCCGCCCUCAGACUCAGCCCUUCCCGGGAACCCAGGCAUCCUAGUUUCCAGCUUCGUCCAUCACCUCACACCGUCUUCUAGACGUCCUGUUCCCCCAGCCCUGGCCGCAGUGACACCGUAAACCCAGGAGGCCAGCAGGCAGCAAGAAGAAGGGCGGGAGGAAGCGGGAGGGGCCAGGACGCCCCCUCGCGGAGCCCUGAGUGCCCGGGUCCCCUCCUCCCGUCUUCACCUGCUGAGGGCCCCGCCCCCGCUCCGCCUCGGCCGGCCUCUGCUCCUCCCCGGCUCCUCCCCCCGUACCCCCAUCCCGGCCAGAACGGCCCCCGGGACAGAGCGACGCGGAACCCCGGGCGCCUGGGUCCCCAGCAUGAUCCUCGGCAGCCUGAGCCGGGCAGGGCCCCUGCCUCUGCUACGGCAGCCCCCCAUCAUGCAGCCGCCACUGGACCUCAAGCAGAUCCUGCCCUUCCCACUCGAGCCGGCCCCUACCCUUGGCCUCUUCAGCAACUACAGCACCAUGGACCCUGUGCAGAAGGCUGUGCUCUCCCACACUUUUGGGGGACCCUUGCUCAAGACCAAGCGGCCUGUCAUUUCCUGUAAUGUCUGUCAAAUCCGCUUCAAUUCUCAGAGCCAGGCUGAGGCACACUACAAGGGUAAUCGCCACGCCCGACGAGUCAAAGGCAUUGAGGCCGCCAAGACCAGAGGCAGGGAGCCUGGCGUCCGAGAACCUGGAGACCCAGCCCCCCCAGGCAGCACCCCAACAAAUGGGGAUGGUGUAGCACCCCGUCCAGUUUCCAUGGAGAAUGGACUGGGGCCAGCCCCAGGAUCCCCGGAGAAACAGCCUGGCUCCCCAUCCCCUCCCAGCAUUCCGGAGACUGGUCAGGGUGUAACCAAGGGUGAAGGGGGGACUCCAGCCCCAGCUUCCUUGCCUGGGGGUAGCAAGGAAGAGGAGGAGAAAGCCAAGCGGCUGCUCUACUGUGCUCUGUGCAAGGUGGCUGUGAACUCCCUGUCCCAGCUUGAGGCACAUAACAAAGGUACUAAGCACAAGACAAUUCUGGAGGCCCGAAGUGGGCUGGGGCCCAUCAAAGCUUACCCUCGGCUGGGGCCUCCCACCCCGGGGGAACCAGAGGCUCCUGCCCAGGACCGAACUUUCCACUGUGAGAUCUGCAAUGUCAAGGUCAACUCGGAGGUCCAACUGAAACAGCCCCCUAUCCACUGGCCGCCGCAGCACAUCUCCAGCCGGCGGCACCGAGACGGCGUGGCCGGGAAGCCCAACCCACUACUGAGCCGUCACAAGAAGUCUAGGGGCGCCGGGGAGCUGGCGGGCACGCUGACUUUCUCCAAGGAGCUGCCCAAGUCCCUGGCGGGCGGCCUGCUCCCCAGCCCCCUGGCGGUGGCUGCAGUGAUGGCAGCGGCAGCAGGCUCGCCGCUGUCCCUGCGCCCGGCUCCAGCCGCACCUCUUCUCCAGGGACCGCCGAUCACUCACCCUCUGCUUCACCCGGCCCCCGGACCCAUCCGAACUGCGCACGGACCCAUCCUCUUCUCCCCGUACUGACCUCAACCCUGAACCCCUCCCAUUCAACUCCCCACCUCCAGCCGGGACCCAGGCGUCCGGGAUCCCAGCCCGCCCCUCCUCCCGGCACUCCCUAAAUGAUCUCUCCUUCCCCCCCCCACCCCGAGAUACGGGGUUCCAGGAAAGGGGAGGGGUAGCGGGGGAGGGGGGCUUCAGAAGGGGGGGAACACCCCAGAUCUCAGGGAACCCCGCCCCCUGCCUUUCCCUCUCCCCUAGAAAAGGGGGGGCCGUCUCACCCCCGAGCCCCCUUGGAGACACCCCCCCUCCCAAAAGCCAUGUCCAUCCAGCCCUUUCCCCCCAAACCUAGCACAAAACGGGGUUCACAAGCCAUGGUGGGGGUCCCGGGGAGACAGAAAUGGAUUUUCUUGGCAAUAAGCGGACUCUGGGACUCCGGCCCCCUACCCCAAACUGAAGCGCUUCCGUGAACACCCCCGUCCUCCGUAGGGGGAGGGGAGCAGGCGGGAUCCUGGGUCCCUCAUAAGCACUUUGGUUUUACCGCCUGCAACCUCACUGUGCCCGCCCCGCACCGUGCCCCAGCCCCAGGUCUAGCCGGGCCCAUUGCAGGGGGCAGCACUUGGGGGCAUCUCCGGCACUUGGGUGGGACCAAGGAGAUGCCACCAUAGACCUUUCCCUCGCCUUCUUCCUCCCUAGUCCGGGUUCCAUUCUUUUCACCAGCACCCAUCGCCCAAGGGGUACCGAGGGGGGCAAGGGGUGUCCAGUCCAAGCCCACCCCCCGCCUCGCCUUCCGCAAAACUGUGAGCAAAAAGCAAUAGAAGCCUCGCCCCCGCCCCUCCCCUUCGCAGGAUUCGCCGAGUCUGUAGCCUCCCCGAUCCGAGUUCCUAGACCUCAUGGCUGUCCCCUCCCACCAGUCACCUCCACUGCACAACUCGGGCGGGGGUGUGACACCUCUGCCCCGCCCCCGAGUCCGUGGUUUCCGUAUCGUCAACCCUUCAGCCGCCGACCCGGGAGGGGUCUGGCCUACACUGGUCUUCCCCUUCCCAUCAACUCUUUCUGCUUGACAAUGUAGCAACCCCGGCCCCCCACCCACGGUCCUCCCCUUUUUCCUCUCCCUGACAAUAAAGUCUGAAUUUGUUCUGCCCUCCGC